UGUGGAAAAUUCAAAGAAAAAGGAAAUGAAAGCUGUGAACAAGAAACAAAAUAGGAAAUAGAAUAGAAGGGUCGGAGAUUUCCAAAUUGUAAAGGGGAAAAAGAAAACCGAGCAGAAGAGAUUCAUAAAUCCUCCUUGUCUCGCGCUAGCUUUCUGUAAACGGCAAGGUGGCCGGCGGCGACUCUUUUGGAUCGUUUCUUUCAAUCUAAAUUGGAGAUACAAUGGCCAUGGUUGAUGAACCAUUAUACCCCAUCGCCGUCCUCAUAGACGAGCUGAAGAAUGAUGACAUCCAGUUACGACUGAAUUCAAUCCGUAGAUUGUCAACAAUUGCACGUGCUCUUGGCGAGGAGCGAACCCGUAAGGAGUUGAUUCCUUUCCUGAGUGAAAACAAUGAUGAUGACGACGAGGUUCUCCUUGCAAUGGCUGAAGAGCUGGGAGUGUUUAUUCCUUAUGUUGGUGGAGUGGAGCAUGCCCAUGUCUUGCUGCCACCUUUGGAGACACUAUGCACUGUUGAGGAGACAUGUGUAAGAGACAAAGCUGUGGAGUCGUUGUGUAGGAUUGGAUCUCAAAUGAGGGAAAGUGAUUUGGUUGAUUGGUUCAUUCCUCUUGUCAAGAGAUUGGCAGCUGGAGAAUGGUUUACUGCUCGUGUUUCGUCUUGUGGGCUAUUUCAUAUUGCUUAUCCUAGUGCACCUGAUACGGUAAAGGCUGAAUUACGUUCAAUAUAUAGUCAGCUCUGUCAAGAUGACAUGCCAAUGGUCAGAAGGGCGGCUGCAACCAAUCUAGGAAAAUUUGCUGCAACUGUUGAAGCAGCACAUUUGAAGACUGACAUCAUGUCAAUGUUUGAGGAUCUUACCCAAGAUGAUCAAGAUUCUGUUCGUUUGUUGGCCGUUGAGAGCUGUGCUGCUCUUGGCAAACUGUUGGAGCCCCAGGAUUGUAUUGCACAUGUUCUCCCUGUUAUUGUGAAUUUUUCACAGGAUAAAUCUUGGCGUGUUCGCUACAUGGUUGCAAAUCAAUUGUAUGAACUUUGUGAAGCUGUGGGGCCUGAGCCUACCAAGACGGACUUGGUACCAGCAUAUGUUCGGUUACUCCGUGAUAAUGAGGCGGAAGUGCGUAUAGCUGCUGCUGGCAAAGUAACCAAGUUCUGUCGCAUCUUGAACCCUGAACUCGCAGUUCAGCACAUUCUUCCUUGUGUGAAGGAACUGUCCUCAGAUUCUUCCCAGCACGUCCGUUCUGCUUUGGCUUCAGUGAUAAUGGGAAUGGCCCCUGUGUUGGGGAAGGAUGCCACUAUAGAGCAGCUUCUUCCGAUUUUUCUUUCCCUUUUGAAAGAUGAAUUUCCCGAUGUGCGACUCAACAUUAUAAGCAAGCUUGAUCAAGUUAAUCAGGUUAUUGGAAUUGAUCUUCUGUCACAGUCUCUAUUACCAGCAAUUGUUGAGCUUGCCGAGGAUAGACACUGGAGGGUUAGGCUCGCAAUAAUAGAGUACAUACCUCUACUGGCAAGCCAGCUGGGUGUUGGUUUCUUUGAUGAUAAGCUUGGGAGUCUUUGCAUGCAGUGGUUGCAGGACAAGGUUUAUUCAAUUCGUGAUGCUGCUGCUAAUAAUUUGAAGCGCCUUGCUGAAGAAUUUGGUCCUGAGUGGGCAAUGCAGCACAUAAUCCCACAGGUUCGUCUCCCCCUCUCUUUUCGGUUAAGAACAAGACUGGUCCUGGAAAUGUUCAACAACCCGCACUACUUAUACAGGAUGACCAUUCUUCGGGCCACUUCUCUUCUUGCUCCUGUGAUGGGAGCAGAGAUUACAUGUUCGAAACUACUGCCUCCCGUUGUCAAUGCAGCCAAGGACAGGGUACCCAACAUCAAGUUUAAUGUGGCAAAAGUACUGCAAUCCCUCAUUCCAAUAGUUGAUCAGUCUGUGGUGGAGAAGUCGAUUCGUCCUGCUUUGGUGGAGCUGAGUGAGGAUCCAGAUGUAGACGUACGUUUCUUUGCGAAUGAGGCACUUCAUGCUAUCGACAACGCCAUGGUCUCAGGCUAGAUAUGUGCCAAUAGGUUUUUACAGUUGAAUUUUUGUUUUUUAUUUAUUUCUUUCUUUCUUCCUCGUCGGACAAGUUACCGUUGAUUGAUUGUUGUUGCAAUUCUUCUGUAUUCGAGUUGUACUGACUUUGCCCUCCUUUCAAAAUGCUGGGUAGCAGACAUGAAAGUGUAAUUCUGUAAUCUAAUAUCUGAUGCGACAGACAUGUCCUUGUUGGAACUGGACGGUCUGGUAAUAGAAUUGAAAGCUUCAUCGUCUACUCAAUGCCGUGGAUUUCUGCACUUGUGUUGUAUUAGUUCUCUCCUUUUAACAGGAUGAAGCUAGC
Linum tenue is the source of this 2346-nucleotide messenger RNA. The record is from the annotation of a GenBank genome assembly. NCBI's taxonomy places the organism in Eukaryota, Viridiplantae, Streptophyta, Magnoliopsida, Malpighiales, Linaceae.